CAACUCGUGUUCAUUAACCUCCUCUUGAAGUACUCUGAGAGCUCCAGAAAUGACCACAUCACAGGAAACACCUUAUGUACACGAUGCUUCACCCAAAAGUAGUGAUUCGCCAUCCCCUACAAUGAUAUACCACCGCCCGUCUCUGCAUAUAUCUCUCCCAAUUCUAGACAUCGUCCACUCCGCUGCUGGAGGUCAUUACUCUGGAGCGCCCGUGUCUGACGAAGACGACCAAGUUUUCACGUCUCCUGGAAAGCACAGUUCAUCUAUGGAAGGAGACGAUAUAGUUCGGGAUCGCAUUAUGGCUGAUCUGAAGGAGUUGUACUGUUGUCGGCCAUCAAAGGAGAUUUUUGAAAGAACAUGGAGGCCCGAUGCAGUUUUUGAGGAUCCCUUGGUCAAAUGCGAGGGUUAUGCGCAGUAUGCUCCUCAGUGGUUUGCUAUGCCAAAGAUUUUUUCAAAGUCAGAGACAAUCUCGAGUCGGGUCAUGUCGUUUACGCGCUUGCCGAGACAUCUCGUCUACUCGCAAACGCAAGAGUAUACCUUCCGGUAUAUUGGAACCAAGAAGCGAAUCGACUCUAUCAUCGUCGUAGAAUUGGAUGAGGACUACAAGAUAAUCCGUAUGACAGACCAGUGGAGCGGGAAGGAGUUUUCAUCCUGGUUCGUUGUCAAUCUCGUCAGACGCGCGAAUGCGCUCGUUACGCCAUGGUUCGUUGGUGCACCCAAAGCUUGAUCCCAGCGUACAGAAGAUAUUCGGACGUCGAUUUUGAUGCUACAUCGUAGCUU
Messenger RNA from Suillus paluster, 780 nucleotides. RefSeq lists its product as uncharacterized. Bases 50 to 727 code for a protein of 225 amino acids. The transcript is spliced from 5 exons. The record is from RefSeq and is a predicted model, not a curated record. Lineage: Eukaryota; Fungi; Basidiomycota; Agaricomycetes; Boletales; Suillaceae.